Molecule: messenger RNA, 2165 nt
Organism: Cloeon dipterum
Lineage: Eukaryota; Metazoa; Arthropoda; Insecta; Ephemeroptera; Baetidae
Product: ribitol-5-phosphate transferase FKTN-like
Exons: 5
Coding region: 255-1556 (433 amino acids)
Source: RefSeq, a predicted model, not a curated record
GUUGUAAAACAAAGUUUAAAGAAUUAAACGGUGCAAAUAAAAUUUUGCUGUCUGAACGUUAAAAAACUCCGUGCAAAUGGCAGCCGCGGAGCACAACAAACGAGCUGCAGGGAGGGCGGAUAUCGAUCAGCCUUGACGCGGACCGUCGAGUGCCGAGCGACGGACGGACGGACAGAGAAGUCCCGUGGCCGUCGAGGGGCCGUCGGCAUGCGACGACGCGAGCAAGUGGCCUCGGCGAAAUUAAUAAGGCCGCGAUGAUCGUGAAGAGGCAGGCGAUCAAACUCAUCUUCGGCGCCGGGGCGUUGAUGCUAGUCGGGCAGUUGCUGAUGCUGCGGCUGCUGCGACCACCGGUGCCCUUCCGCCUCGAGCCGGUGUCCCAAUUCGUCAACGUGACCGCCGCCAUCCCGCUGCCCAUCAUCCUGCUUGACCGCGCCGUCCUCACCCAGCUGUCCGACAUGUGUCCCUUCUGCAAUCUGCAGCACCCUGUCGCCUUCGCCUCCCUCUACAAGCACAUCCACGAGGUUCAGAGUCUGCAAUCCGUCCUGGACGCCGCUGGCUUUAAGUCGACCAUCCUGCUGAACACGCUACCCGUGGAGCCGGCGGCGCCCAAGGUGGUGCGUGAUGUGCCCACCGGCUUUCUGAUCGCAAAGGAUGGUGUGGUCAUCCACCUGGUGCUGCUCCACGAGCGCGCUGACAGCUACUGGUGGUUUGGCGCCGUGCAGAGCGACUUUGGUAUCAAGCAGAAGCUGCUGGACUUUGGCCUGCCGGGCCACGCCCCCACCCUCGACAUCAUGAUUGAUGAGGGUGCCGUCGACAGAUUCAAAGGCGUGCUUGUGGAGGUGCAGGGCCUGAACCUGAUGGUGCCGUCCAGCAUCGACCUGUAUCUGGAGCAGAGGUCGUCAGACCACUUCAUCGAGUGUAGCCACAGCCGCGCGGCCGCCUUCUUUGACGAGUUUGGUGACGACGACUCAUCCGAAGCUUUAAAAUUCAAGCACAAGGCGUGGAAACUUUUGACCACGGCCAAGCAGGUGCUCGACCAGCUCAACAUUCCCUUCUGGCUCUCCAGCGGCACUUGUUUAGGCUAUUACCGUCAGUGUGAUUUGAUUACCCACAGCAAAGAUGUAGAUCUAGGCAUCAUGGCUGCAGACUACUCAACCAACUUGAUCCCCGAAUUCCAGAAACGAGGUUUCAAACUGAAACACGUCUUUGGGAGGAUCAACGACUCUUUUGAGAUAUCCUUCGUGUACGACGAUCUCAAACUCGACCUAUUCUUCUUCUACCGUGAAGGAAGUAGCAUCUGGAAUGGUGGAACACAGGCUAAAUCUGGCUUGAAAUUUAAGUACGUGUUCCCCUCAUUCACGUUGUGUUGGACCGAGUUUCUGCAGCUGAAGGUGCGAGUGCCAUGUGAAACCCUUUCCUAUAUUUUGGCCAACUAUGGUUCCGGUUGGUCGACUCCUCAGCGGGCGUGGGACUGGAAGAGCAGUCCUCCAAACGUGCGUCCCAAUGGUGAGUGGGAAAAGAAGGACUGGCCUGAGGUCAUCCAGGUCUACUACUGAUUGUGAACAAAAGUGAUUUACAGAGAUCAAAAUUUAAAAUUUUGACAGCUUUUUUACACAUUAAAGAAUUAAUGACAGUUUACAAUAUUUGCUAGAGCGUUGAGUGAGAAUUAAUUUUAUUUGUUUUUAAAACAAUUUUCAUGACAUUUGAAACGUAACUAUCUUGGUUCAUUUAUUUUUGUACUUAUUUUUGUGAAAAUUAUAUUUUUGGUGCCAAAGAAAUCUUGCCUGUCAAAUCUGGCCAGCGUUGUUAUUUUUGUUAUUUUCAUUCCAAUUUUAUCCCCAGCAGCGCUUUGCUCACUGACUGCGCAGUUGUAACCUACUUAGUCACGUAAAUUAAAUUUCUGCUGGUGCAAAACUAAAUAACACCUUCACCAGUGUGUUGUGUACAUCCGCAUUACCAUUUAAAUUAAUUUAACUUUGUCAUUUUCACUCGCAAACGAGUGGUUUACCUGCUUACUUAAAUAUAUGCAACAAUUGUUCCUCUCUGCAAAAUGUUUUAAUAAUUGCAUGUUGUAUGCAAACAAUAAUUAAAAGAUGUUUUGACUCCACUGCCCGUCUCAUCGGGUAAUAUGCCUUGCUGAAUAAAAAUCGGUGAUUAUAUUGAAA